AUGAUGUUAUUCAUCCUAUUUGGUGGUGGUUUUACAUCAGAUGAUGUUAUUCAUCCUAUUGGUGGUGGUUUUACAUCAGAUGAUGUCAUUCAUCCUAUUGGUGGUGAACAAAAAUCAGGUGGUGUUAUUAGUUUAAUUUGUGGUAUAACUGAAAUUGAUCAAAUUAAAUUCGAUCAAAUUGAAAAGUGUUUUGCUAUUCUAAAUCUUGAAGUUGAUCAUGACAAACUAUUCAAGGAAACGAUUAGUUUACAAAAUACAUAUAAAGAAGUUAAUUCUUAUCGCGAACCAUUAUUUGUUCAAAUUGAAAAAUAUGUUGGUAGUCAUAAAAUCGAAAAACAAAUAGAUAAUGAAGUACUUGAAGAAUCAGAUGAUGAAGAACUUGUUCACAAAACACCAACACAAACACAAACUCAACAAGAUAGUUAUCAUAAAAUUCGACCUGAUUAG
Messenger RNA from Rotaria sordida, 447 nucleotides. NCBI's taxonomy places the organism in Eukaryota, Metazoa, Rotifera, Eurotatoria, Philodinida, Philodinidae. The record is from the annotation of a GenBank genome assembly.